Molecule: messenger RNA, 2765 nt
Organism: Saccostrea cuccullata (small rock oyster)
Lineage: Eukaryota; Metazoa; Mollusca; Bivalvia; Ostreida; Ostreidae
Exons: 3
Coding region: 1470-2642 (390 amino acids)
Cellular component (GO): nucleus
Molecular function (GO): zinc ion binding
Source: RefSeq, a predicted model, not a curated record
UAAAGCACCAUCUGAUAUAAUUGGAGAUAAUUUUGACAUCACAAAAAGUCCAUCUCACAUGAGCAAAGAAAAGCAAAAAAAAAGCUGGCAUUGGUUCCUAUUGGUUGGAUUGAAAAGGAGAGUAUUGAACUUGAAUUUAAGUAUAGAUGUUCCUGUAAAACCUAUCUCAGAAGUUGAAAACAGCAUUUUUAUUCCUAGUGUUGCAGAUUGCAAAUCUCUGGAAAAUAAUUUUAUUCAUCAUAUUAUGAAAGUUUUGGUGAAAUAUUUUCCUUGCUUCCAAAAGUAUGAAUCUCACAUUCCAAAUUGGAUCGAACAUCCUCACAUGCAAGAAUUAUCACAAAAAUCUGACUUUGUGAUAUUAGAUUUACUAGAUAAAAGUGAAAAUAAAAAUGAGGACAUGAUCAGUAUCUUAGAGCACAUCCAUCAUAAUUACAUUCCACAUACAGCUGAUGAGCAUCCCCUUGUCAUCAGAAAGAAAGUAUUUGGGGGGGAUGUUCUCACAAAUGAGAGAGCCUAUUCUGCGCAGUUAGCAAUGCUAAAUGCAGCAACAGACUUUGAACAAAUAGCUGGUGUAAUACAUAGGCCAGAAGGACUGCAUAGAAUGAUGAAUCUCUGUCUGGUAACAAGAUAUCAAACCUGUUAAAGCUUGUGUUGAAGUUACAGUUCAGAGUUUCAAAUAUGUCAGGUAGACAUCUCAUAGUCUGUUUUAUUAUCUGUUAUAAAUACAGUGGACUCUCAGAUAUCCGGAUGCUUCUGUAUCCGAACGAUUUUUCAUCAGGACGAAAUUUUUAAAUGUUAUAUUGUUUUGUUUAACUGGUGAUUCAGGUAUCCGGACAAAUUGACUGGGAACCAAAGCGUCUGGAUAAAUGAGGUUCCACUGUAUACAAACUUUUAGCUGACCUACAUUUACUUUUUUCAAGCCAUCCAAUUUUUUGAUAAUUAGCAUGAUUACAUUCAGUUCAUUUAAAAUAUUAUACUCAGCAAUAAUACAUUCCUUUAAUAUUUUUUUUAAUAGUUUCUUCAUGUUUAAAAGCUUUUUUAUUGGAAAUUCUAGUAGGUUCUCAGGGAUGUUGUUAUGAAAUACAUGUUACAUCUUUUUCAUUGCAUCCGUUAAUAAAUAGCUACAUAGGGUAUAUAGCUUAUAGAUUUAUUUUGCUAUGGGACUAGCUAAGUGUUUUGGUAAUUAUGCAUUUUUAUUUUCUCUUUCAAUAUUACAUAUUAUAUAUUUUUUUGACUGUUGUUUAUUGCAUGAUAUUUUUUUUUACUAAUAUAACAGGUACAAUGUAUUAAAAUGAAAGUAUAUGCUCUUUUAAAUAAGUUGAGUGUCUUUAAUUUUUUCAUUAGACUGAUUUUAACAUUAAAAUGUACCGUUAUGCUUUAUACUUAUAGUAUAUCUGUAUUAUGUUUUAAAAUGAAUUUUCAAACUGUACACGAUAAAUAAUUUCACAUGAAUAACAUUUCAUUGUUUAAUGCAGAUUCUCUACCAGCAAUUCUACAAAACCUCAUCCACCACUGACAGAGGAACUCUUGCCCAACUAAGAAACAUUGUACACAGAGUCGAUGUCCAGGGAUCAGACAGAGUUAUUGAAAGCUAUAGAGCCCACUCCGCUUUCAUUGAGGAUAGCUUAGAUGCUUUCAUUGUUGGAGCAUGCAUGCAUCACUUGGGCAUGGAAGACAUUGGAUGUGAACCGAAGUCCAAACAGGUUCUCUUUGAGGCAAUCUCAUCCAGGGACAAGGGUCAGUUCAUUGCCAAUAUUGCAUCAGAAAUACAGAAGAAGUACAUCAAUCUGGAAAAUGAUUUGCACACAUUGGAACACGCUGCUGAAGAACUUGAUAUGCAGGAGCAACAAUUAAAGGACAUGUUUGAUGCAGUUGAAGGGAAAUACUCGUGUGUUGAAUGUCAGCGUACUUACAAGACAAGGGGACACCUUAAAAAUCACCUAACAAAAGAACAUGAGUGGCAGCUUCAUCAACCAAACCAAGAAGCUCGUGCAGAUCUUGAUCGAGUAGCCCUUUACAGGGCAUCAUUUAUGAAAUGUGCUCUCUUACUGAGAGACACAAGUGAUGCCUAUAAACUGGGAGAUGGGGAUAGAAUUAUGAAUAAUUCAAAAUUCCAAAUGCUUCUCUCCGGGAUUGGUCAUCAUACAAAAUAUCAACUUUGGCUAUUCCGUUUCUUAGCAAAUUAUCAUUGCUUAUUAAGUCCAAGAGAAGCAUAUGAGUACAAAUGGAAUUGUACGACUAACUUAAAAGGAGGAACUGAUCAUAACAUUCCUAAUGAUAAUUUGGUUGAGAUUUUGGUUCAUCGACUAAAAUCAAAGUUGCAAUCUCAAGGAGCCAAUGUGACGUAUGCAAGUGCCCGAAAAUCAGCAUUGACUCUUCAAAUACAAGACGAGAUCAAGGAAAAUUUGAUCGAAAAGUCUGGCCUGAAGAAAUCAGGUACCAUUCGCCCAAGCACCUGCGUUAACAAUGAUGUUGUACUUAUGGUGACUGAACUCUCUGCUGCAAGUGUAUUUGAUUACAUUCCUGGUAGAAAGUAUGACAACUUUAAAACUUUUUGUGACUUGUUUUCAAGGAUAAACUUGACAGAUCUACACAAAUGGUUAAGUAAACAAAAAGAGAGACUUUCAUAUGAAACUGUUUAAGGAGAAUUUGUAGGUUGUAAAUGGACGGAAACCUAAUUAAAAUAUACAAACAAAAAAUGUUAUUCUUAUUUGUUUAAUAUGUUGAAAUGUAAAAACAUUAUUUUUUCAAUUCAGUUAUUUUUU